Messenger RNA from Maylandia zebra (zebra mbuna), 4240 nucleotides. NCBI's taxonomy places the organism in Eukaryota, Metazoa, Chordata, Actinopteri, Cichliformes, Cichlidae. The record is from RefSeq and is a predicted model, not a curated record.
AUUAUAAAACGCUACAUCUAUCCACCUCUUUUGGCUCGUGUUUGUUUUUUGUGGCAAUGGGUGGAUGUUUGUUUCUCUGUCUGGUGUUAUUAUCAGACUCCUUACAGGUUCUUUCUGCUGGAAGUGGUCUCAGAAGUUGCACCCGGGACUCUAAACUGUGCAGAGAUGGUUCAGAGUGUGUGCUCUACAGGUAUCUGUGUGAUGGAGAGCGGGACUGUAUGGAUGGUUCAGAUGAAGAGGAUUGUGAAACAUCAUGCAGCAAAGCAGAUAAGUUCCAGUGUGCCCAUGGGAAGAUGUGCAUCGAGAAGAGCCAGGUGUGUGACGGUGUACCUCAGUGUCAGGACCGCUCUGAUGAGCUUCAGUGCGUGACGCUAAUGAGGGGCUGUGUUCAUCACUGUGACAACAAGACCCGCUGCCUGCCUGCAAACUUCCUGUGUGACGGCGAGGAGGACUGUACAGAUGGCACAGAUGAAGCCACUUGUGGAGAAGACAAAAAGGAAGAAGAGACCAUUACAACCUCUGUGCCUACAGUCUUGGUUGGCCCUUCUAAACAGUCCACCUCUUCUCACCCCAUUAAGUGUUCUUUCGGCUUCAUACCAUGCAGUGACAACUCGGAGUGUAUCCAGAACCACUAUUUCUGUGAUGGUGAAGCAGACUGCAGAGAUGGUUCAGAUGAGGCAAAAUGCUCAUCGUCUUGUGAAAAGGACCAGUUCCAGUGUGCCCAUGGAAGGAUGUGCAUUGAGAAGAGCCAGGUGUGUGAUGGUGUGCCUCACUGUCAGGACCGCUCGGAUGAAGCAGAAUGCACAAAGUACAUGGAGGGCUGUUCUCAUCAAUGCGACAACAAAAGCCGCUGCAUUCCCAGUAGCUUCCUUUGUGAUGGGGAAAGUGACUGCUCUGAUGGCAGUGAUGAGGCAAAGUGUGAAAAGGAGGACUGCAGUGACACAGAGUUCAAGUGUACCAGCGGCCAGUGUGUGUUGGCCGCAAUGCGUUGCGACGGUCACCCAGACUGCCGGGACCGUUCGGAUGAGGAAGACUGCACCAAAGUGCCAGCCUGCAAGACCAAACUUCGCUGUCCCCAGAGCAAGGAGUGUCUAGUGCAGGAGUGGAUCUGUGAUGGAGACCAGGACUGCAGAGAUGGCACUGAUGAGAAGGAUUGUCCUGUGGCUCCAGUGAACUGUGGAGAGUUCCAGUGGUUGUGCAAAUCCAAGACCAAGUGCAUCCCUAAAGCCUGGCUGUGCGAUGGCAUGAAGGACUGCAAUGAUGGCAGUGACGAGACUGAAUGUCCGGCUGUAACAUGUGCCCCUCACCAGUUCCAGUGUGGCAGUCAGGAGUGUCUGGAUCCAAACCUGGUGUGCAACGGCAUGACAAACUGUGCAGAUGGCUCAGAUGAGGGAGGAAGCUGCCAUACAGACUGUGCAGAGGAAAAUAUCAUGCACUGCUCCCAGGGCUGCUACAACACACCUCAGGGACCGCGCUGUCGCUGUGCAGCAGGUUUCAGGCUCAUGGAGGAUGGGCUGGCCUGUGCUGAUGUUGAUGAGUGUGAAGUUCAGACUCCAGGUGUGUGCAGUCAGCUAUGCAUCAACGCUCCAGGCUCGUACAGAUGUGACUGUCAGCCGGGCUUUAUAAUGGAAGCAGAUGGACACCACUGCAAAAUCACUGGUGAGCCCCUGCUGUUGUCCUCAAUCCAAACGGAUAUCUACUUGUAUGGCUUGCGUAGUCACAGCUUGGUUACAUUGCCCUCUUCUGCAAAGAAGGCAGUCUUGUCUCUAGACUAUGACUGGAAAGGUCAGAAGGUCUUCUGGGUCAGUCUGGAGAUGGCUGCUAUAAUGUGGUCUUCUCUAGAUCAGAAGAUGACAGGAAGUCUGAUUAAAGGUGUUCAGGCUGAUUCUAUAGCUGUGGACUGGGUCGGGAGGAAUCUGUACUGGAUCAAUGGGGUGAAGAGUUAUAUUGCUGCCAUCAGAUUGGCAGCAGCCUCUGCAAGCUCACUGUACCAAAGCAUCAUCUUGGAUGAAGACUUGGAUCAGCCCCGCUCUCUUGCCCUGCUACCACAAAAAGGGCUGAUGUUCUGGACAGAGAUUGGUAAUGUAGUGAAGAUUGAGCGUGCUGGGAUGGAUGGGUCAGAGAGGAGGGCACUGGUGAACUCGAGUUUGGGCUGGCCGGGUGGUGUGGCUGUAGAUGCAGUCUCUGAGAGGGUCUACUGGACAGAUGAAAGACUGAAGGCGAUUGGAUCUGCAACUCUGGAUGGCGACGACAUUAGGAUUCUACAGAUAAAGGAGACCACAAACCCCUUUUCUGUGGCAGUGUUCAAUGACAUGCUCUACUGGUCUGAUGCCAAGAAACGAGUGGUGCAGGCUGCUCAUAAAAUCUCUGGUAAAAACCAUCAAGUUGUGCUGAAAAGGCCCAGACAGCCUUUUGCUGUGAAGAUCAUCCACCCAAUGCUCCAGAUGGGCACUGUGAACCCCUGCAAGAAGAUGGGUUGUUCCCACAUGUGUGUGCUUGCUCCUGGGCCCAGGGCUGUGUGCAAGUGUCCCCCUGGUCUCUUGCUGGCAGAGGAUGACCUCAACUGCUCCAACCUGGUCAAUUCGGCAUUUCUGCUGUUGCUGUCUCUGUCCAGUGUCACUCAGAUCUACUUGCAGUCCCAACACACCACAGCCGAGCUGAAGGGCUGGCCCGAGCAUCUGGCCCUGCAGAUACCGAGCGUGAACAAAGCCAAUCUCAUGGACUACAUCCUCAAGGAACGCACUCUAUUUGUGACAGAUGAUGCCACUUCUUCACUCAGCUCUUUCAGGCUGAAGGACUCACUCCUGACGUCUCAGGGCCAGCUUCUUGAGCUGCUGGAUGACGCCGUCACUGCCAUGGCAGUCGACUGGAUAACACUCAACAUUUAUUGGAGCAGUUACAAACAGCCCCACCUGCAGGUCACUGCUGUCACAGGCACAUACACAGCCAUUCUCAUAAAGGAGGGGAUCAACAGAGUGGGUUCGAUUGCUCUUCACCCACCCAGUGGAAGAGUUUGUUUCACGAAUAUGGAUCUGGAGGCUACGGGCAGCACGGCUACAAUAGUGUGCGCCAGCAUGGAUGGUGGUGAGCAAAGAGUGGUGUGGAAGGAUGCUGUCCAACCAACAUCUUUGGUCUUCUCUAAUAAUGGGGAUAACAUUUUCUGGGCUGACACGAGUUUGGGGACCAUUGGCUCUGUCCUGAUUGAUGGAUCUGGAUAUACAGAGCUGAAGGUUGAUGACGGCCUGGCUGCUGUGGCUGUAAGUGACAACCUCCUCCUCUGGAUUACAGUCACUGACAAGACCCAACUCUGGUACAAAGACGCUCAGCAGGAUAAGAAAUUAUGGUUUGAGGUUGGCACACAAGUGGUCGGCUUAAAGGCAUUCAGCAAACGGAGUCAGAUGGGCUCUAACCCAUGCACAGAAAACAAUGGGAACUGUGAGCACUUGUGCCUCGCCACCCCAACAAGUCGCACAUGCAAGUGCUCUUAUGACCACAUCCUUCUGAAUGCCACUCAGUGCAGCCCAGAGCAACACUGCCCAGCUGGCAGCAGGCCCUGCCUCGAUCACCUCUCAUGCCUGCCUGUGGAGAAGUUUUGCGAUGGACAUGCAGACUGCACGGACCACUCCGAUGAGAACUGUGUUGGCACCCAGCAGUGCCCAGGAGCUGAGGUCUUGGCUCCCACUCAACCUCACAGUUCUCCUCCUCCUCCUUCCAGUGUCUCUCCUGUCUCACAAGUCACAGGUCUGAACACAACACUGAAUGUCAGCAUUCAACGUGUGAACCUGGAUGCCCAGCAGUGCAGCCAGAGGCGCUGCAGUGGUAACGGACACUGUGUAGAGACGAAGGGAGUUGCUACAUGUGUGUGUUCACUGGGCUACAGCGGUGAUUCCUGUGAAAACCGGCUCGUGAAAACCAUGCAGGGUCCCAUUGUCUACGCUGCCGUGGGUCUCUGUGCAGCAGUUGUGAUCAUUGUUGUAAUAGUGCUGGUGAAGAGGAAGAAGAGUGCCAACUUAAGGGGAACUGGACCAUCAGCAGGCAAGGAGAUGAGCAUGACUGACCUGGAGAGCAAAGCGGAGACCAUUCCCACAUCCCAUACUGCCUCAGCAGAAAAGCCAGAGGUGGACCUCCCUUAAACCAGCAGCUUCCCGUUUUGUUGCUUUGUUGGGAGCCGUAUCCUCUGUGGAAUCGAGCUGAUUUAUGAACAAGUGAUGUUUUAAAUAAACAGUCUGCAUUUUCCACA